This is a messenger RNA of Pestalotiopsis fici W106-1, 2409 nucleotides long. RefSeq lists its product as uncharacterized. Lineage: Eukaryota; Fungi; Ascomycota; Sordariomycetes; Amphisphaeriales; Sporocadaceae. Gene Ontology annotation, molecular function: zinc ion binding; DNA binding. Gene Ontology annotation, biological process: DNA-templated transcription. The transcript has 7 exons. The coding region runs from base 1 to 2409 and encodes 802 amino acids. The record is from RefSeq and is a predicted model, not a curated record.
AUGUGUCUGGAUCUUAUCAGGAUAGCUGACAGACGAUUCCCUGAAAUUGUAACAACCUCCCAUACAGGCACUGCGCAGCGGUGCCGCACCGCCACUGUGGCGCUGACGCCACAGCUGGAUAUAGACCACAAUGAGGAGUGCAUCUUUCCAGAGAAACGUUCACGAACAAGGAAGCGAAAGGAACGGGAGCAAGAGAUGGAAAGUCGCCUAUUGCAGAUGGAGAGACUCCUGCAUGCGGCCACUCAAGGGACUCUCACUAAUUUGUCAUUCAUGGGCGCUCCGAGCGCCAAUUCACCAGCAACAGCAUUUUCAUCGUCUUCCAGGAAUCAAUGGCCACAAAAUGAUGACAGGAGGACGAGCUGUGAUGUUGUCGCAGACCUGGCCGACUAUGUUGCUAGGAAUGCAUCACCAAUGGAGCAGGACCCUCUGGAAUCUCUCUUGACUUCUUCACCCACCGACAUACCCGUCAUUUUCUCCGAUCCGACUCCGAUAGAUCCAACACUAGAGCAUCAAAACAAUGCAUCUAGGCCAACGACGGUAGGAGCAAGUGACCCUCAUACAUUGAGUUGUCCCAACGCGCUGCAGCUGCCUGCUUCGCCGCCCAUUUCAGCCACAACCAACGACAACAGCUUCCCUAGCGCUGUGACAGACGCUUAUCCAUCAUGUCUUCAAUGGGAAGACACGCGGCCAGCCGAGAGUGACAUGCAGUUGAAUCCAAAUGCCGAUUCAAGUCACCAAAGCAAACGACGAGCAACUCAAAAGAGCCCGCAAACAACAGAUAACGAUGAAACCACAUGCCCUUCGUAUUUGUCAAUAUGUACAUUUCCUGCUGUUGAAUGGGUCUCGCAACAAUCAGGUAUGUCGGACUUUCUGGUCAGUGUAAGACAGCUGUCGACAGCUAUCAAUCGUGAGAAACGACUCGACAAGCUCAUCGACCCCGUGAGAGCCCCGGAUCCAGAUCUGGACACAGCGCUACGCUGGACCAAUGCUUAUUUCGAUCAUUGUCUGGACCCAAUUUUCGAAUAUGUGAAUCGAUCCGACUUCGAGGCUCGUUUACGAAAUCAUUUCACGCAUGGUGAAGGCCCGAGUAGAAACAAUGGAUGGUAUGCGAUGAGAAAUACUAUCUAUGCAUCUGGUUGUCGUUAUGUGAUAUGCGAGGCCAGAAGUCCUGAAGCCUUUUCAGAGUCACGGACGCAGUCAUGGAAAUAUCUCGAAAAUGCCCUGUCAGUGCACACUGAGCUCCUGUACGGGCCAACUAGCCUCGAUUCUAUCCAAGCACUGCUUUUAAUGGCAUUUCAUGCUGAAGCGCUAGGCACUCCUGCCCUUGAGUUUACUCUACUUUCGAAUGCUACGCGGCUAGCACAGUCAAGAGGAUUACAUUUGCGAACACCCUCAGGCACCUGCGUUCCCUCAGAGGAUGAUUCAACAAGACAAGCACUCUGGUGGAGUCUGUACUCUUACGAAAAGCACCUUGCUUAUCGCUCAGGUAUUCCGUCCUCUAUUGACGACGACUAUGUCAAUUGUCCACUGCCGUCUUCAGCAGGGUCUUCCUCGCCCAUAUUUGCGGAAUUUCUUGCCAAGACAGUGGCUCAAGCACAGAUUUCAUCCACGGUGUCGAAAACACUAAACAGUGCAAAGGCCCAGACCGAACCUGCCGAGAAGACCCUUUUCAAUGUUGAAGAAUUGAGCAAGCGACUUGGGCUAUGGAAAGAGUCUCUUAGCCCUGUAUAUCAGACUCAAGCUCCUUUCAAAUUUUCGAACUUGGCCCCGGGCAUGCAGAUAUACCACGUCCUCUUCCUACACUUUUGCUACCAUGUCUUGGUGAUCGCAAUCAACGGGACCUUUUGCUAUCCCUGGGUCAGACCGGAUCUCCAUACUAACCACAGUCCUGCAAUCCGUGAACAAAUACAAAAAAGCACAACAGCUGUUGCAGAAUCAUCCAGACAGAUCAUAUUAGCAGUUCAGAGGCUUGAAAUCACGUCAACCCUGCCAGUCUGGCUCACAUUUUAUUUUCCUUUGGUUGGCCUGAUCAACCUCUUUGUUUGUAUCAUAAAAGACCCACUUGCCCCAACAGCCGCCUCUGACCUGCUCUUGCUGGAUCUCGUAGUUGGCCAUUUUGGAUAUCUUGAGUGGAUGUCAUCUUCAGAGCUCAAUCUUGCUUUCCCAAGAGAGGUUGCCUCUUACGCUCGCGACCUCGUGAACAAGGCAAAACACAAGACACCAAGCAGUCAACAGGCAAGCUGUACUAAGCCGAAUGGGCAAAGUCAAGAAGAGCAAAACUUAGAUAUGGUUUCAAUUGAUGCGCUCAUUGGCUUGGAAGACUGGUGCACAUUCUUGCCGCCAAUGCAGCAGACUUCCUCUACAUUGGACGAUGGGUUCAAGGCGACUGAAGCGGAUAAGGUGGUGUGA